AUGAUUUUCCUUCGUCAUCAUUUAGAUGAAAGAUUAAAAAUAGAGUAUCUUACUGUUAAAGAUCCUCUUGUCCUUUGGCGAGAUUUGAAAGAAAGAUUCGACCACCUGAAGUUGGUCGUUCUUCCAAAAGCCCGAUAUGAUUGGCUUCACUUACGGCUGCAAGAUUUUAAAUUUGUCAACGAAUAUAAUUCACAGCAAUAUCGAGAGAAGGGAUUUAAAAAAUAUUCUGAAUUUAUUGCAUGUCUUCUCUUGAUUGAACAAAACAAUGAAUUAUUGCUGAAAAAUCAUGAGUCCCGACCAACUGGUGCAAGUCCAUUCCCUGAAGCGAAUGCGACCCAAUUUCAAAAUUCUGGUCGAGGUCGUGGACGUGGCCGUAGAGGUGGCCGUGGACGUGAUCGUAGUAAAUUUGUGCCCCGUGAAAAUUUUAACCGUGGCAAACAACAAAAUAUUUCCCAAAAGAGGGAAAAUAACUACGAUCAGAAAAAUGGAGAAAAGAAAGUUUAUGAAGAAAAAUGUUACCGGUGUGGUAUGGAAGGUCAUUGGUCCCAUACCUGUCGUACGGCUGAGCAUCUUGUUGACCUCUAUCAAGCAUCAUUGAAAAGGAAAGACAAAGGUGUUGAGACAAAUUUCAUUGAUCAAAAGAAUGAUUAUGAUGAUGGUGAUGAUGCUGAUAUGACACACCUCGAUGUUGCUGAUUUUUUUGAGCAUUCUGAAGAUGUCAACAAAUACCCUAUGAUUAUUUAG
Molecule: messenger RNA, 744 nt
Organism: Coffea eugenioides
Lineage: Eukaryota; Viridiplantae; Streptophyta; Magnoliopsida; Gentianales; Rubiaceae
Exons: 2
Coding region: 1-744 (247 amino acids)
Molecular function (GO): zinc ion binding; nucleic acid binding
Source: RefSeq, a predicted model, not a curated record